AUGGGCACAUUGAACCCUUGUAGAGCCGUCGGGGCUCUGUUAUUCGUCCUUGUGCGGGUAGCCCAUGCGUUGCCCUCGGUACCCAUUGCGACUGAUCCUAUUCUGAGUACUGCUACUGUUUCGACAGUUGUGCCUUCACUGGUCACCAUCUAUUCUGUUGUUACGGCCACGGAUGCAGGUGGUGCUGUACAGACACUCACCACCACCGUAAAUGGUCAAGAAACUAUUGUGGCAACAUCUGACAGCGUUGGCGGUGGGUUAGUGACCAACACGAUCAUCUCAACCGUCUCUUUGCCGACAGAUGUGGUCGUCGUCAGCACCGUUGACUAUUCAACAAUCUUGGGUCCGGACCCAGUGACCACAACUACCGAUCCUGCUACAGCUGCUCCCACAAUCGCCGAGGCCACGCCAGUGGCUGCUCCAGCUACCACCAUACAGACGCCCGUGGAGCCAUCCAGCACCUCCGUUGCAGCUAUUGUGGCCUCGACUACGAGCGCCGCGACCUCCGACCCUCAAAGCGCGUCAUCCACCCCAUCAACAACUUCAUCCGAAUCCACAAGUUCAUCACAGUCCAGGACCUUAUCUACUGCAUCAACUACGUCACCGGGGUCGAGCAUCUCGUCAUCGUCAUCAACAUCGACCUCCCAAGGGCUGUCCACAGGCGCCAAGGCUGGUAUCGGCGUUGGGGUGGCCAUAGCCGUCAUCAUUCUGGUUUUCGUCGCCUUUUUGCUCGGUCGACGUUACUCACAGCGUCGCAAUAGCAGCGCAAACAAAACUUAUGACAGUUCCAGGCCUCCUGACGCCGAAGAGAAGAACGUCUUUCAGGCGGGACUUCCCUACGAGCAUACGGGAUCGCGACGACACUAUGGUGGGGCUCCGGGGAAAGGCCAUUAUGUUUCGGACUUGACGAUAGAAGCGGAGUCAGAAUCCAGCGGAAGAUCCCACAAGGGAGUAGGCCUUCAUUCGGCCACCGGUCAGCCUGAUGCGACAGGUAUCUCGGCCCUCCCUCAGGUCGAAGAGAAUGACCAAAUGUAUAUCGGAGUACCCUCGCAUAUGUCCGGAUCGAAACGGUGGAGUAUGAAGGAAUAUGAGAAGUGA
Messenger RNA from Capronia coronata CBS 617.96, 1098 nucleotides. RefSeq lists its product as uncharacterized. The transcript is spliced from 2 exons. Bases 1 to 1098 code for a protein of 365 amino acids. Lineage: Eukaryota; Fungi; Ascomycota; Eurotiomycetes; Chaetothyriales; Herpotrichiellaceae. The record is from RefSeq and is a predicted model, not a curated record.